GCGACCUAACCUAACCUGAGGUCACCUAACCUAAACUUGAAGGCAUAAAAUUCAAGGAUCGCGGACCGGUGUCAGGAUGUAUCGCGCGAAUACUCGUGGAGCGUCCGAUUUCUAGCAAAAUGGCCAACCGCAGAGGGUUAACGCGGAGCGGAAUUCCUGUCUCGAUCAAGAAAGGAUGAAUCAAAUGCCGAUGACGAUCUCCGAGCAGUUCAGACAGUCCUGGCUGACGGCCAUCAUCGGAUCCAUCAUGUUCGCCACCGGGAUGUGCCUUCUAUUCUGGAACGAGGGAAGAGCCGUAAAGGUAGCACAUUCUCUGGACGAGGCUCUGCGCAAUGUAGCUGUGCUUCCGAAUUCAAUGGUGGUGUCACCCGAGUACGAGGGCCGCUUAAUACAUCUGUCAGGACCUUUGACGGUCUUUGAACCACUAACUGAGCCAGAUUAUGGAAUUGUUAUGUCCAGCGUAAAGUUGAAAAGGAGGGUUCAGAUGUACCAGUGGGUUGAAAUUGAAGAGGAACAAAGUUUUGGUGGAAUAACGGAGGAUAAUAAGCAUUACUACUACACAACAGAGUGGAAGGACAAGCUUGUGGACUCGGAUCAUUUCUAUAUUCGUACAGGUCAUCAUAAUCCAAAGGAAAUUCCGAUCAAGAGCCAAGUGCAGAUCGCGGACGAAGUGAGAAUUGGCGCGUAUGCGCUCAGCACGGAAUUGAAGAAGAAAUUUAGUGAUUUUGUGGAGAUUACCAGUGAUGAGAGGCCAGAGCGGAAGGAUAUUAAGAUGCACUCCGGAUUGUAUUAUCAUAGUGCAGAUUUGUGGAAUCCACAAGUGGGAGAUAUCAGAAUACAAUUUUCUUAUGCAGGAAAGAAUGGUGAUGUAUACUCGGUCGUCGGUGUGCUAGAGAAAGACACUAUUAAGCCAUAUUAUACGUCUCACGGUGAAGAGAUCUUGCUUCAACGAAAGCACAAAAUGUCAAUAGAUCAGAUGUUCCAUUUGGAGCACGUGAACAAUUACUGGCGAACGUGGACUAUUAGAGGACUUGGUUGGUUGGUCCUAUUUGUGGCAGCCACAUGCUUAGCAAAUAUAUUAAAGACCAUUAUAUUAAAUUCGACCUUCCUUUGUGGUAUAAUAGCAGUCGAGUCCCUAACUAUGUCAGUUUCCAUGUCCAUCAGUUUGCUUGUGAUCGGCUUUGCUUGGGUGUGGUAUCGACCGAUAAUUGGUCUCUGCUUAGCACUAGCAUCCGUUUUGCCAUUUAUUUAUUCGACAAUGACGUCAGGAUCUUCCUCUCAGCAACGUGAUAAUUAUAGAAGGUUAUAAAAUAUAUUAUUUUAUAAAUUU
Messenger RNA from Nylanderia fulva, 1330 nucleotides. It is a transcript of the gene Tmem43, whose product is annotated as Transmembrane protein 43. Gene Ontology annotation, biological process: nuclear membrane organization; lipid metabolic process. Gene Ontology annotation, cellular component: nuclear inner membrane. Lineage: Eukaryota; Metazoa; Arthropoda; Insecta; Hymenoptera; Formicidae. The record is from RefSeq and is a predicted model, not a curated record.